This is a messenger RNA of Mytilus californianus (California mussel), 1179 nucleotides long. RefSeq names its product octopamine receptor-like. Gene Ontology annotation, cellular component: membrane. The record is from RefSeq and is a predicted model, not a curated record. Gene Ontology annotation, biological process: adenylate cyclase-activating adrenergic receptor signaling pathway. Gene Ontology annotation, molecular function: octopamine receptor activity. The transcript has a single exon. Lineage: Eukaryota; Metazoa; Mollusca; Bivalvia; Mytilida; Mytilidae. The coding region runs from base 1 to 1179 and encodes 392 amino acids.
AUGGCCAAGAAUUUCACAAACGAUUCUUUCAACUUCGCUCAUCUACAUGAUGAGUUAGGCCGGUUGGUGGAAGUUUAUAUCGUUACUAUCUUGCUCUCUGUUGUCAUAUUUAUUACAUUGGUGGGGAACACAUUUGUAAUUGCUGCCAUUUUUAUAUACAGACCAUUACGAAAUGUUCAGAAUUUCCUAGUGAUUUCAUUGGCUUUUGCUGACAUGGCCGUUGCAACGAUAGUCAUGCCGUUUCAUAUAACAAACACCAUUGCUGGGACGUGGACGUAUGGCUCAGAGUUCUGUGAUGUGUGGCUUACAUCGGAUAUUUUACUUUGUACAGCCUCUAUUUUCAAUAUUUGUGGUAUUGCUUUGGAUCGUUAUUUUGCAAUUCAUGAUCCUAUCAACUAUGCCCGAAGGCGGACGAUAAAACUUGUGUUGUUAAUGAUUGUCCUGAUUUGGUCACUUGCAGCGAUUAUAUCAGUGCCACCAUUACUUGGUUGGAGUGACACCGGAAGUCUAUACGACAGCGAUGCCAAAAUAUGUCAUCUAACUGAAGAACUAGGUUUUGUUGUUUAUUCAGCAUGUGGUUCAUUUUUUAUACCUCUGGCGAUUAUGUCAUUUGUUUAUUUAAAAAUAUUCUUAGCAACAAGAGAAAGGCUACGGAAGCGGGCUCAAGCGUGUGCAGCUUCAAAAUUAGUAGUAUUAAAUGGAAAAUCUAACACUCCUGAAGUCCAAAUAGAUUUGGUGUCUAAUGAAAGUAACAAUGAUACUGCUGAAACGAGAACACCGAGUAUGCAUCCUUCACCUCUACUGGGGAGACCCGCUACUGCUAAUAGCUCAUCUCAGAAACUGGAACAGUUUUUCAAGGAAAGACAGAAAAUAUCACUCACAAAAGAAAAGAAAGCAGCACGAACACUUGGAAUGAUAAUGGGUGCAUUCAUAUUUUGUUGGCUGCCAUUUUUUUCUGUAUAUCUAUUGAACCCAUUCUGUAAAGAGUGCGGCUUAAGAGGAUCGUACUUGGAAUUGGCUUUAGUUAUUCUUGGGUAUGUUAACUCCUGUUUAAAUCCCAUUAUUUACACGAUCUUCAAUGUGGAUUUUAGAAACGCUUUUCAGUAUAUGUUUCGGAAGUUUUGUCGUAGACAACCGAAUCUCCGUCAAUCUAGAACACCACGUCGCGCUCAGCUGUGA